CCAGUUCGAAGCACAUCCGCCAGCUGCUCUCCCAAAGCAGAAAGAGGGAAACAAUGCAUCCGACCUCGACCCCCACUGCGUCACCUCAAUUGUACAUACGUAGCUACAUACAUGCACUGUUGAAGAAGAUACAUCUCGCCAUCGCUAUCACCAUCGCUAUUGUCAUCGCCAUCAGCAGCCGUAUCGUAGAAAUCAAAACAAAACACGGAGAAUAAAAGAAAAAGAAGAGAAGGCUCACUGCUGCUCGCGUCAGUAUUACGCGCACAUGCAAAGCCCCUCUCCUCUUCCAGGGAUUCCGUGAUUGCUUGAUUGACAUCGGCUUGUAUCGCUUGGCGCCAUCCAAUCCUCGCGCCAGGGAAUUUGACAAGCAACACGCAGACCGACAUGCCAAAAGCUACACUAGCGCCACCACUCACUCUCUGGGCUGGCUGCCCGUGGGCCGGCUCCGUCUCUGCCUCCGUCCAUCCAUCCAUCAUCGAGAGAGAGAGGGAGGGAUCAAAAUUCUUGACAUCUCAUUUCCAUUGCACUUGCACCGCCUUUGCCCUCGGGUCAAUCAAGCGCACGCCUCGAGAGUCACGACAUCAGUCAGCGGACACUGCUUGGCCCGGGACCGAGGACAUCUCUGAUUGGCUGGCAGCUGGCUGUUGUGCCGCCAUUCAUUUGAAAGUGGCGGGCCGUCAAGCACCACCACCGGGCCGAGAAGCGAGAGGCAGCGAAUGACAGCGAAUGACAGCGAAUGACAGCGAUUGGCAACAGCCGGCCAAGCCGCAAAAGACUUUUUUUCUUUUUCCAGUGAUGCACUGAUGGCGGAUGGCACAGAAGAAACCUGAUCAGAUCAGUCAGUCAACCAUGCACCAGUGGACGAUUACACCGAAUCUCCCCCCCGGGUCGGAGUACCUCUACUCCAACUCCACCAACCACCCGAAUGAGCUCCAGCACCCGUCUCAUUAUCCUCCUCAGCAGCCCGACAUGACUCGGCGCGACCAGCAGCAGCAGCAGCAGCAGCAGCAGCAGCAACAACAGCAGCAGCAGCAGUUGGACUUUCGGGGAUAUGCUCAGCCACCACAGCAGGCCGCCCAACAACAACAGCAUGCUGCCCAUCAGCAGCACCCUCAACAUCCGCAACAACACCAUGCUGCUCCGCCGGUCCAGCAGUCCAUGGGCCAUGCUCAACAGCCGCAGGCUCCACCUCCCCAGCAGCAGACCCCCACCCCGGCCCCUGCGCCGGCUCCGUCGAGACGGAAGCGGCCCCAGACCGGCGGUCACCCCCCGGCCCAUCCUCCGCCGCACGCGCCCCAGCUGAGUGCUCAGCAUGCUCAGCACCCACAACAUGCUGCUCCGCCCCCAGACGAUGUGACACCUGCUCCACCCCCACCUCCGGCAAAGAAGAGCCGGACAAACACGCCGUGGACGCCGGCGGAGGAGCUUCGGCUGAAGCAGAUGCGUGAUGCCGGUAACAGUUGGGCAGAAAUUGCCAAGACCUUUCCCGCCCGCACAGAGGGUAGUGUGAAGAAGCAUUGGUAUAAGGAUAUGCACUAUGCUGAAUUUGCAGAGGAUGAGUCCGCGGCGUUGAUGAGUGCCAUCAAGGAGUACGAAAACAACAAAUGGAAGGUCAUUGGGCAGAAGGUUGGCAAGCCGGCCAAGGCCUGUGAACAAUACGCAAAGGAGCAUUUCCCAGAGCUGUUUGCGAACCAAAAGAGAUGAUGCAUUUGCCGGCUUCUUUUUCCUAAUACGACCGCUCAAAUCGCUACAAGAAGCAAGGCACCCAGCCGCCUUUGAUACCCGGUGGGAUUCUGCAGGCCUGGUGGAGGCUUUUUUUUAUGCGAGUCUGUUGCGUAAAGCAGCGCCAUGCGUUUGUUAUUCUGUGGAUAUAUAUCUCUCUUGACACGUGAGACCGGUGGUCCUUUUCCCGAAUAUUGCACAUUUUCAGGAAAGGCGCCUGGCGUGGAACACACAAAAUUCGACUUUGGCCCUGGGCAUUUUAAUCGGCGCUGCCUUUUCCGACACGCGUUUCAGUCUUUUUUUUUCCUGUUUGGUUAGGAAAUGGGGGCCCACUGGGCACAUCGAUGCUUUAUUGCCUUCAACUUGCAGCUAUAUUCCCCUGGGAUGUUUUUCUCGCGUCAGUAGCGUGUUUUUUUUUUUUAACGACGGAUUUGCUCUGGAUUGGGCCUGGCAGGGAUUUUUCGCAUUGUUGAGUGUGUGUCUAACGAUGGCGACAUGGGCCCGUUCUUUUCCCUCCGGCAAGGAGGAGGGAAUGGAGGGAACACGAAUACAGAUUCUUCAACCUCGCCUUGUUCGACUCGUGUUGGAUGUGUCUUGGUUUUGACAGAACCCGGGCUGUUUAUCUCUUCGCGGUAGGCAUCUUGGUUUGCUCCACCAUGACCUUAUUAAGCAGAUCGAACUAUUCAAGUAAAGGGUGGGCAAAUGCCUUGUCGAGAUCUUCUCAGCUUGUGACGAUCAAGGGAUGCUGCUGAUGGAGAUGCUCGGGGUACAUCACCCAUCCCACGCAAGCCGAUGGAGAACACAUAUCUCAUCUUGACCAUGUGAACUAGGCAGACCAGACUGCUGUGUCAAUGAUCAAUCAUGUGUGUAAAAAUUCAGAUAUUUAGUUGACCUCUCG
Podospora pseudocomata is the source of this 2620-nucleotide messenger RNA. RefSeq lists its product as uncharacterized. Lineage: Eukaryota; Fungi; Ascomycota; Sordariomycetes; Sordariales; Podosporaceae. The record is from RefSeq and is a predicted model, not a curated record. The coding region runs from base 811 to 1704 and encodes 297 amino acids. The transcript is spliced from 8 exons.